Corythoichthys intestinalis (scribbled pipefish) is the source of this 2075-nucleotide messenger RNA. RefSeq names its product ADP-ribosylation factor-like protein 8A. The record is from RefSeq and is a predicted model, not a curated record. Bases 307 to 870 code for a protein of 187 amino acids. The transcript has 7 exons. NCBI's taxonomy places the organism in Eukaryota, Metazoa, Chordata, Actinopteri, Syngnathiformes, Syngnathidae. Gene Ontology annotation, biological process: anterograde axonal transport; protein transport. Gene Ontology annotation, molecular function: GTP binding; GTPase activity. Gene Ontology annotation, cellular component: lysosomal membrane.
AAGUUCGUUCUCUUAUACUAUCGGAAAAUUGUCGGGUAGGAAAGACGUCGGUAGUAAACAGCAGCGAAAAGGCAAAAAAGGCGAAGUCGGUUCGCGUGUAAAAAUACCGACAAAAGAUCUGUGAAGCUAAAGGUCGACGGUGCAGUUCGGUAGUCCGUCUCUGCCCCAGCUUGUCACUUUGACAAAUUCGCGUUCGGGGCGUCAGCCAGUUUGCUAGCAAGGGGAGCCGCCUUGCUUUAGCAUCAGCAGCAUCAGCAGAAGAAGAAGCAAAUAGGUUAGCAUUGGCCUUAAUAGCGGACGACGAAGAUGAUAGCGCUCAUCAACAAACUGCUGGACUGGUUCAAGGCGCUCUUCUGGAAGGAGGAGAUGGAAUUAACCCUCGUGGGACUGCAGUAUUCAGGAAAGACCACAUUUGUCAACGUGAUAGCGUCGGGCCAAUUCAGUGAAGACAUGAUUCCCACAGUGGGCUUCAACAUGAGGAAGAUCACCAAGGGCAACGUCACCAUCAAGCUGUGGGACAUUGGCGGACAGCCUCGUUUCCGGAGCAUGUGGGAACGUUACUGCAGAGGAGUCAGCGCCAUAGUAUACAUGGUGGACGCGGCCGACCCAGAGAAGAUUGAAGCCUCCAAGAACGAACUCCACAAUCUGCUCGACAAACCUCAACUGCAGGGAAUUCCGGUUUUGGUUCUGGGCAACAAGCGCGACUUACCAGGAGCUCUGGACGAGAAGGAACUCAUCGAGAGGAUGAACUUAUCAGCCAUCCAGGACAGAGAGAUCUGCUGCUACUCCAUCUCCUGCAAGGAAAAGGACAACAUUGACAUCACCCUUCAGUGGCUGAUCCAGCAUUCCAGGACCAAGAGGAGUUCCUGAGAGUAGACAACCCCCAAACUACACACCCAACCCAACCAGCCUUGCCAUCCUCCAAGCUCCUCCCGCCUCAUCCUUCCAUUUUCAUAUUUCCAUGUUGCAUAAACUACACUACCCAUGAACCUCCUGUAUCUCACGCUACAAGCUCCGAGACGGCGGCGACCAGACAGGAAGCAGGAAACACCACAAAUAAAGCCCGGUCCCUGCUGGUUGUUCAAUUAAUCUCAAAUUAACAGAGUCAAGUUUUUCACAACAUAGCAAGGAAGAGUUUUAAAACUUUGUUGUCAGGUGAGAUCAUCAGCACGUCGGCCAUUUUGACUGACCCUUCCGGAACCAGACCGGAAAGAUGAACCACCUCUUCCUCGUCGCCGUCACAUGUCCUUAAUCUUUUUGUCAUUCAUCAUCUGGUCACUUUUUUUCUCGUCCUCCCUUUCAGUUUGAUGUUUACUUCCCUUUGAAAAUUUUUUAUUGCACUCUUGAUUUUUGUUUUUGUAAGAUAAGAAUAAUGACAAUGUUGAUAAUCGUUUCAUGUGUAACAUUUUAUUUGAGUUUUGUAUUUUUAUUAUUAUUGUGGUUUUUGACAUAUUGGCCGCUAGAGUCAUGUAAUGAUGAUCAUGCUAUUUAUGUCGAUAAUAGAUCAGCUUAGUUUAUUUAUCAAUCAUGUGAAUCAGACCGAGUGAUCUGUAAUGGAAGGAAUCGGUUCGUUUAAACGUGAUCCGCUUGUUUCUUCUCCAACGCAAUGUGAGAAAUGUAAAACUUGGAUUCAUGUGGACCUGGUGGAUUAAGAAGAAAUGUAAUGGGAUGUUGUGCUCAGAGAUGUGUUGUCAAUUUGUCAACCCUCGCCUCGCACCAAAAUAAAGCGUGGAGGAAAUUAAAUGUAGCCAUGUUAAUGACAAAGGUUUUUUUCCCAACUGGCAAACAACUGAAUGAACGUAGACUGCGCCUCUCAGGUGCACAACAUCAUUCGUCUGUGGAAUUUUAUUUAGGUGAAAAUGCCUUUUAUGACGUCACACAACUAAACUGGAAUAUUGAAAAAAGUAUUACAUGGAAAUGUGUCUUUUCUUCCCUUGUGUGCCCUUCAUUUUGACACCAUCAAGCCAGCUUUUCAAAGUUCCCUUUACUGAAUUAUUGUCCAUAAAAUACAAGUAGAAACAAUGAACUUCACUGGCCAGAAAAUCAAAUACACGAGACAUAAUUUCAUUUUACUG